CUCUGCAACUGCCCCCGUUUUACGCUCCUUACGAUACGCUCACCACCAAAUAUGAUGAAAAAUUCAUCAAAACUCUGCCGUUCAAACUCCAAAUCCAUAAAGUGAAACGAAUCACAUCCAUCCAAAGACAAUAUGGAAUUACUCCGAUUUGCGUGCGCGACGGCGUCACGGCCAUCGACUUCAGUCGCAGUACUAUUCCUCUCCAACACCCAGAGGAAGAAGAAGCAGAGAAAUGCAUGCUCAAUCAGAGCUCAACUCAGCGAUGACAAUGACCCAUUGCUCCAGUCGGCCAUCAAUUCAGCUUCUCUUCGUUUUCAGGAGACCCGACGACCAGACCCUCUUUUUGUUGACCCAUAUGCCGGGUGUUUUGUUUUGCCCCACACUAGGAUGGAUUUGGAAAACAAAUCGAAACAGUAUUGCAUUGCGACCAAAUUCAUAGAUGACAAACUGCUUCGUACUGUAAACCACAUAGAUGGGCUUAAACAGGUUGUUCUUUUAUCAGAUGGAAUGGAUACUCGGCCAUACAGGCUUAACUGGCCAAGCUCAACCAUCAUAUUCGAUAUAUCCCCUAAAAGGGUAUUCCAAAAGGCCACUGAAAAGCUGAAUGGUAUCGGUGCGAAGAUCCCGAGAAGAUGUUUGCUUCUUCAUGUUCCAUUGGAAUCACCUAAUAUUCAAGAAACUUUGGUUAUGAAAGGGUUUAAUGGUAACCGUCCGAGCAUAUGGGCUAUACAGGGACUGCCUGUGAUGACUUUGGCAAGUUUUGAAGAGAUAUUAUUAACAGCCAGUGGAAUGGCCAUGAAGGGUUGCCUCUUCUUGGGAGAGUUGCCUGCAUGGUUGGCAGAGACCGAAUUUGGUAACAAGUCCAGUACCCAGAAAUGGAUGGACAAUCUUUUCAUGAGCAACGGUUUCAAGGUGGAAAUGAUUAGCUACGAUGAAGUAGCUAAACGUUUAGGUAAGGUAGUGAAACCGGGUGAUUCUGAGAACAUACUAUUUGUUGCAGAGCAAUUGCGGUGUUCGGAUGAUCAGUGGCGUGUAACUAAUGACGUAUUUGCAUUUUUGGAAAAGAUGGAAACUUGGAGGAGAGAGCUUCAAAGGGUGGAGGAAGAUGGCGAUGAGGAAGGGUUUGAGGAGCUCUAAAUGUAAAUAUGUUUUUUUUUGGGGGGUUUGUUUUCUGGUUAGAGCCUGCAAUGAAAUUCUCCUUUCUGUUCUGUUAUUUCUUGCUAAUUUUCCCAUUUACAUGUACAUAAGAAGUCUUGAGAAUAUAUAUAUUUUUUCUUUUUGG
Molecule: messenger RNA, 1282 nt
Organism: Hibiscus syriacus
Lineage: Eukaryota; Viridiplantae; Streptophyta; Magnoliopsida; Malvales; Malvaceae
Product: putative S-adenosyl-L-methionine-dependent methyltransferase MMAR_0539
Exons: 7
Coding region: 133-1137 (334 amino acids)
Biological process (GO): methylation
Molecular function (GO): methyltransferase activity
Source: RefSeq, a predicted model, not a curated record